AUGGCCAAGAGAAAGCGCGACCCCCAGGCCGACGGCGAGGCGCCCAAGCCCCAGAAGGCCUUCGCCGCGCAGCAGCAUGCCGCCAACCGCCCCGCAACGCCCGUCUCGCUGCAAAUUAUCACCGGAUCUUACGAGCGAGUCCUCCACGGCCUCACUGCCACCGUCGAUCCCCAGCCCGACGCGAAGGCGCCCUCGCAGAACAGCAGCGCCGUCAAGUUUGCCGACACUUUCCUGUUCAACGCGCAUGCCUCUGCCAUCCGCUGCCUCGCCCUUUCGCCGCCCUCCGGCCCGUCCGAUCCCAAGGCGCAGAAGGUCAUUCUCGCGAGCGGCAGCACCGAUGAGCGCAUCAAUCUGUACCAGCUCUCGACCGCUCCCCCGCCUGCCCACUCGCAACCCUCAAUACCCACUCUCACCGGAACCCCGAGCAUGCACAAUCCCAAGAACCGGGAGAUGGGCUCGCUGAUGCACCACUCCUCGAACAUCGGCGCGCUGCACUUCCCCAGCCGCUCCAAGCUGUUCUCGGGUGCAGACGACAACACCAUAGCCAUUGCGCGCACUCGUGACUGGACGGUGCUUUCCACCAUCAAGGCGCCCAUUCCAAAGGCCCAUGGAAGACCGAGCGGCGACACAGCGGCCCCCGGCGAGGUCCCUUCAGGCAUCAACGACUUUGCAGUGCACCCCAGCCAGAAGCUCAUGAUAAGUGUCAGCAAGGGGGAGAAGUGCAUGCGGCUAUGGAACGUCAUGACCGGUAGAAAAGCCAGUGUCCUCACCUUCGACCGCGAGAUGCUUCAAAACGUCGGCGAGGGAAAGUGGUCCACUGGCGAGGGCCGCAAGGUCAAGUGGAGUCCGGAUGGGGAGGAGUGGGUGGUCGCGUUUGAACGGGGAUUUGUCGUAUUUGGUCUGGACUCGCGGCCCAUGUCCCAGACAUUGCCCAGGCCAAUGACGAAGAUCCACCAGGUUCACUACGUGCCUGGCCUCAGCCAGGAGCUUGGCAAUAUCAUCGCCAUUUCUACCGAGGACGGCCGCAUCCUGUUCUACUCCACCAAGGAAACCCGGACCCCGGCAGCAACUUCGCAAGCAGUCAAGACCGGCAAGGAAGCCGCUGUGCCCAGCUGCAAGCUCAUUGCUCAACUUGGCGGCAGAGCAGCAGACUUGACUGGACGCAUUAAGGACUUUGAAAUCUUGCCCGUUUCGGAAGCAGCCGACGAGUAUUAUAUCGCCACGGGCAGUAGCGACGGUGCCGUGAGGGUUUGGCAUUUGAGCCAAGGUGACCUCUGUCUGCCCGCAGAUGAUGCAGCCGACGGCGAUUCCUCAAAACAGCCUGACGCGGGCAGCGAAAAGGCCGUUAACGUCAGCGAUACGCUCUCCGCCAAGCAAGUUGGGGAGUUGAUCGGAGCGCAUGAGACGGGAAAUCGUAUAACGUGCUUGAAGGCGUUCAUCAUGAACGGCACGCCAGAAGAGGACGACGAUGCGCCCAUGGAAGAAACCGAAGCAUCUAGCAGCGACGACAGCGAUAGCGAAUGA
This is a messenger RNA of Diplodia corticola, 1524 nucleotides long. RefSeq names its product 60s ribosome biogenesis protein mak11. The transcript has a single exon. Lineage: Eukaryota; Fungi; Ascomycota; Dothideomycetes; Botryosphaeriales; Botryosphaeriaceae. The record is from RefSeq and is a predicted model, not a curated record. Bases 1 to 1524 code for a protein of 507 amino acids. Gene Ontology annotation, molecular function: protein binding.